AUGGCACCCAAAAUUGGACAGAAGCAGAGGCUAGCCGCAACAAUCGCCAUAUCCUCUGCCUUUUUUUUUGUCGGCCAGUUGAACGACCUGAUUAGUUUUGCUGUCACCUUAACCGCCAUUAUUCAUCGACAUUCCUCUCUUCCUGAUAUCCAGCAGCCUCAACGACGCGAUCUGGGCAUGCUCGCCGCGCUCAUUCACGCCAUGGGCGAUGCGAUCAACAAUCUUGGGGUCAUCAUGGCCGCACUCCUGAUCUGGCUACUCAGGUCCGAUGCUCGCUUUUAUGCUGAUCCCGGUGUUGGUGUGGGUAUUGCUAUCAUGAUUGUACUGUCGUCUGUGCCCCUGAUCAAGAACAGCGGCGAGAUUCUUCUCGAAAGUGCUCCGAAGGGAGUAAGAACCGAUGAUAUCAAGCACGACAUUGAGAAGGUUCCAGGAGUCGAUUCGAUCCACGAGCUGCACGUCUGGAGACUCGAUCAGAACAAGGCCAUCGCCUCGGUCCACGUCGUUCUCACAGAAGAUGGCAUCGUGAAUUUUAUGGACAAAGCGAGGACCAUCGGUGAGUGUCUUCACGCCUAUGGGAUCCAUUCGGCCACUGUCCAACCCGAACUUCCCCCCGGAUACGAAGAAUACGAGCUUGUUCCAGCCAGUAAGGCAUCCGCAACGAUAGCUAUAGCCUUACCGGAUGGAGGAGACGGUCUUGUGGACGAGAGUGAAUCAAUUACGACAACGCCUUGUGGCACUACAAGCGCAUCUUCGUCAAUCACCACCACCAGUAUCUCACUGGCAAAGAGAAGACAGGCCAGCACGGCGACAAUUUGUCAUCUGGUGUGCGGAAGAGGAUCCUGUGCUGGGCUUGCGUGUUGUCAGCCUGUUGCCCCUGAUGCGCAGUGA
Molecule: messenger RNA, 888 nt
Organism: Neurospora tetrasperma FGSC 2508
Lineage: Eukaryota; Fungi; Ascomycota; Sordariomycetes; Sordariales; Sordariaceae
Exons: 4
Coding region: 1-888 (295 amino acids)
Biological process (GO): intracellular zinc ion homeostasis; zinc ion transmembrane transport
Cellular component (GO): membrane
Molecular function (GO): zinc ion transmembrane transporter activity
Source: RefSeq, a predicted model, not a curated record